Messenger RNA from Rotaria sp. Silwood1, 2077 nucleotides. Lineage: Eukaryota; Metazoa; Rotifera; Eurotatoria; Philodinida; Philodinidae. The record is from the annotation of a GenBank genome assembly.
CAGUUGAUCCUUCACGCAUCGUAGUUGAUUCUUCCAGCAGCUCAGCUUGUGCUACUGGAAUAACAGUCGAUUCUUCCAGCAUCCCGGAUUAUCCUUCUAGCAUCGCAGUUAACCCACUGUAGCAUUCCAGUUGAUCCUCUCUAGCAUCAGAGUUGAUCGUUCCAGCUCCCAGUUGAUCCUCCAAGCAUCCCAGUUGAUAAUUCCAGUUUCCGAAUUGAUACUCCUAGCAUCCUUGUUGAUGUCACUGGCAUAACACCUGAUGCUUCUAGCAUCUCACUUGAUGUUAAACGCAACCCAAUUGACUCUCCUAGCAUCCUAGUUGAUUCUUCUAGCAUCUCAGUUGAUCCAUCUGGCAUCCCAGUGAAUUCUUCUAGCAUCCAAGUUGAUACUUCUAUGAUCGCAGUUGAUACAGUUAGUAUCCCACUUGAUGCUUCUAGCAUCUCAGUUGAUAUUAUGAGCAUCCAAGGUGAUGCUAGUAGCAUACGUGGUGGUUCCAAAAAUGAGCUCGUAAUUGUUAGUUUCUGCAGUUUCGAGCCCACAUUUUUUUUGACCUAAAAGAAGCCAUUUGUCAAUAAAAAAUCUAUUUGAAAAUUAUGAAAAAUCAAUGUUACCAAUGGUUUCCUCGACCCCGAAAAUCUUAUUCUCAAGCUUUACAGUGGAUUUUUAUUUGAUAUGACCCUCCCUUCAGUCUAGCGAAUAAGUCAAAAGCGAACUAUAUCCGUUGUUUAGAGAAAUCGAGUCUCUACCAAAUCAUAUAGAAAGAAAAAAAUUGCUAAAAUUUUGUAGGAACACAGAACACUGAUGAGUAUAAGAAGAGAAAACGAGAAACAAGAAAGACUUAUCCUUCGAAAGGACACGUUCAGCUCUACAAAAUGGACUAUUCAUUGUCUUUUUUUUUUCUUUUCAUACUUGCAAAAGUUUCGUAUUAAAUAGAGAGCUUUUAAUUUAUUUUUUGAAUAUUCCAUGUCAUGUGACAAUGAGUUUCAAUAGAACAUGGAAAUCUCCUUACAAUUUUGGAAAUUUAACAUUUCAGAUAUUACAAAUAAUUGUCGACAUAAAAGAAUUCUUUCAAAGUCCUUCUCUUAAAGACUAAGUUACAGAAAGUACUUUUUCAUGUAGGAGAGCCAAAGAUCUCUUCGACAAUGAUGAUUCAUUGUCUUUGUUUAUUAUAGUUAUUCCCAAUAUUCCAAUCGAUGCUCAAUGGUCACAGAAUGAAGAGACCAUUGCUGGAGGUAAUGGACCCGGACAUCAAACAAAUCAACUCUCGAGGCCUAAAGGUCUUUUCGUUGAUGAUGAUCAAACGAUAAUCAUUGCUGACGGGAUGAAUGAUCGUAUCGUCCAGUGGAAGAAGGGUGAGACGAAUGGAGAAGUUGUAGCUGGUCCAAAGGGCCAAGGAAAUCAACUGGAUGAUCCAACCGAUGUGCUGAUCGACAAAGAGACUGAUAGUCUCAUUAUAUGCGAUAGAGGGAAUCGACGAGUUGUACGAUGGCCUCGUUGUAGUGAUACAACUCCAGGUGAAAUCCUCAUCGACAACAUUGACUGUUAUGGAUUGUUCAUAGAUGAUCAGAGAUAUAUCUACGUCUCUGACUACAAAAAACAUGAAGUAAGACGAUAUCAAAUAGGAGACAAGAAUGGAAUUAUCGUGGCUGGUAGACAUGGGAAAGGUGCUCGUCUCAAUCGACUUAACUAUCCGACCUAUAUCUUUGUCGAUCAACGACAGACUGUCUACGUGUCAGACAAGGAGAAUCAUCGUGUAAUGAAAUGGAAUAAAGGUGCAAAAGAAGGUAUUGUCGUCGCUGGAGGACAAGGCGAAGGGAAGGAUGAGACACGAUUGUCUUCUCCUCAAGGACUCUUCGUCGAUACAUUGGGUACCAUCUAUGUGGCAGAUGCGGGGAAUCACCGAGUGAUGCGUUGGCCGAAAGGAGCAAAACUGGGUACUGUCAUUGUGGAUGGAAAUGGUGAAGGAGCAAGAGCAAAUAAGUUCAGUGCUCCCGAAGGUUUGUCUUUCGAUCGACAAGGCAAUCUCUACGUUGCCGAUUGCGAUAAUUAUCGUGUUCAGUUUUUUUCAAUUCAAUAA